GCCGUGUGGAAGUGGAAGCCGGAAGUGCCUGUGUGUCUCUCCUGAAGGCGGCUGCACUCUUCUUCAUUCGUCUUGGAAACAGAAAUGCAGACGGACGUCCCGAUCAGAAGACAGACGAUCGAUUAUUAUCAUCCGUGAUUAACCAGAGAUCAGUCAUGGCGAGCGAGCCGGUGAGUGUGGUCUUCAAGCUGUACUGCCUGACCGUCAUGACCCUGGUCGCCGCCGCGUACACCGUGGCUCUCCGGUACACCAGGACCGUGUCCUCAGACCUGUACUUCUCCACCACCGCCGUGUGUGUGACCGAGAUCAUCAAACUACUGCUGAGCCUGGGGAUGCUGCUCAGGGAGAGUGGAGACUGGGGCCGCUGCAGGAGUGUGCUGGUCAGUAAUAUUCUCAGGAGUCCGGUGGAGCUGCUGAAGCUGAGUGUGCCGUCGGUGGUGUAUGCUGUCCAGAACAACAUGGCCUUCGUGGCAUUAAGUAACCUGGACGCUGCUCUCUAUCAGGUGACGUAUCAGCUGAAGAUCCCCUGCACGGCGCUGUGUAUGGUGCUGAUGCUCAGCCGCUCUCUGAGCCGCCUGCAGUGGUUCUCCGUCUUCAUGCUGUGUGGAGGAGUCACGCUGGUGCAGUGGACGCCGCCGCAGGCCACCAAAGUCCAGGUGGAGCAGAACCCGUUCCUGGGCUUCGUGGCGAUCGCGAUCGCGGUGCUCUGCUCUGGGUUUGCAGGUGUGUACUUCGAGAAGGUCCUGAAGAGUUCGGACACGUCUCUGUGGGUGCGAAACAUCCAGAUGUACCUGUCGGGAAUCGUGGUGACCCUCAUCGGGGUGUUCGUGACAGACGGGGCCCAGGUCCUGGAGAAGGGCUUCUUCUACGGAUACACGCCGUGGGUGUGUUUAGUCGUCUUGCUGGCCAGCGCGGGAGGAUUGUACACGUCUGUGGUGGUCAAAUACACCGAUAACAUCAUGAAGGGCUUCUCCGCGGCCGCUGCCAUCGUCCUGUCCACCGUGGCGUCCGUCGUUCUCUUCGGCCUGCAGAUCACGGCCACUUUCCUCGGCGGAGCGCUGCUGGUGUGUGUGUCCAUCUACCUGUACGGCCUGCCCAAACAAGACACCAGCAGACUGCAGAAGCCCAGCGCAGACGCAGAGGACACUCAGAAACUGAUGGCAGCCUGAUGGACCGCAGGAGGCUCUGUGGUGGUGGAGGGGGGGUGCACUGGAGCGCUUCGGUUCAUCUCUUUUUAGAUUGCCAAUGUUAUUUGUAUAAGUGUUCUUAAAUAUUGACGCAGCUGAACGUAGGGAUCCUUAUGGGUUUGGAUAGCCGUAAAUUACAGAGCAGAUGUUGAAUCGUGUGUUUAGGGAGCACCUCAUCAUCCAGGAUGGUCUCUGAAUGUUUGCACAGACAGUCUACAGCGGGUCUGUUUCCAUGCGUCACACUCAAUCAGUCCAAAUCCUCUUCAGAUGGACAAACACUUGAAAUGGAGAAAGAUGUCACUGGAGCUGCUGCUCUAUUAUAAAAAUGUUGAGCACUUUAUGUAGAAAAUAUGAUUAAUUUCGUCCACCAGCGUUGGGGUAAUGCAAGUGAUGACUUUUUUCAAGUAAUUAGGAAAGUAAUGCAUUAUUUUUAAAUUUACAACAAAAUAUCAGUUUGAUUUUUGGAGUAAGUAACACAAGUCAAUGUUUUUCUAUUGAUUCACCGACUCUUCUCCUGUUCCUUUGUUGAGAGAGUUUUGGAGUGAAUGCAGAGGUUUAUGAUGAAUUGAUUUACAUGAAGGCUCCAUCUACUAACGGAUGACGGGGCCAGUAGCUCCGGUCUGGGUUCUUAUUUUGGCAGUGGCUUGAUAUCGAAGGCUGCUAGCAGCACUACAACACACUUCUGUGUUCUCAGUGGCCCAGUUUACCAGGAAACGACCGUGCACCAACAAAGAGGACUUUUAUUUAGAGAUUAACAAACAGAGAUUCACAUUUUCUCCACCGGCGUGAUACCAGACUCCUCGUGCCACUGGCAGAACCGAGCAGACACAGUCAGGCCUGAGGAGACAGACACCAUCAGGCGUGACUUCUUAAAGCAGCACACACCUGAGCCACGGCCGCUGGUGACGGAGAACCAGACAUCUACAUGAAUCCAGACACACGUCCUCUGCUCUGUGCCACAGCAUUUUCAUCCAAGUGAUUAGAGAAGCUUUCACAAGGGGAUAGAGGUGAGAGUGCUGCAGGCGGCCUGUGAAACCAUGUCUGGUCAUGUGACACAUACUGUACCAACAGAUGUACUGUUCACGUUUCAGAAGAAAAAUGUUACUUUGCAUGCAUUACAUUCAUGCAAAGACGACGGAAUAUUUACUCACAAUUGCUCUUCUGUGACAAAAGAUGAUGACAGUUGCGUAUUAAACCAUAAGACCAGAAGGAUCACGUCAAAACGCAUAACUAAAGUGGGAAACGGCUUUUUUUUUUUUUAGGCUUCAGGGUGUCAAUGAGAAAAUCUGUCAGAUGCAGUGAAUGCAGCAUCUGUAUUAAUGGUACAUUUAUUCAAAUGAAUGAUUUUUUGGUUUACAAUAAAACUAUUUUAACAAAA
Cyprinus carpio (common carp) is the source of this 2565-nucleotide messenger RNA. Its product is annotated as CMP-sialic acid transporter-like. The record is from RefSeq and is a predicted model, not a curated record. Gene Ontology annotation, biological process: pyrimidine nucleotide-sugar transmembrane transport. NCBI's taxonomy places the organism in Eukaryota, Metazoa, Chordata, Actinopteri, Cypriniformes, Cyprinidae. Gene Ontology annotation, cellular component: Golgi membrane. Gene Ontology annotation, molecular function: pyrimidine nucleotide-sugar transmembrane transporter activity.